Molecule: messenger RNA, 2604 nt
Organism: Xiphophorus maculatus (southern platyfish)
Lineage: Eukaryota; Metazoa; Chordata; Actinopteri; Cyprinodontiformes; Poeciliidae
Gene: slc39a12
Product: solute carrier family 39 member 12
Exons: 12
Coding region: 264-2285 (673 amino acids)
Biological process (GO): intracellular zinc ion homeostasis; zinc ion import across plasma membrane
Cellular component (GO): membrane
Molecular function (GO): zinc ion transmembrane transporter activity
Source: RefSeq, a predicted model, not a curated record
UCUAUGUGCCCUGUUCUCUUUCACUUGCUUGCGCUAAUCCUUUUGUUUGGGGCUGAGGGGCCCAGGCUUUCACUAACUAACUACGUAGCAUUGUAAGGAUUGGACCAACUCAAGGGUGCCUGCUGAGAUCUCGUUUUCCAUCCACUCAACCUGACUUUUUCUUCUCUUGAUUUUCUUGUCUAUGUUUCUUAUCCAUCACUUUCUUGGUUAGUCCUAUUCCCCGUCCUCAGGGCUUGAGGAAGGCUAUCCACGCUGUUGGGAACAUGCGCUUUUGGAGCUCAGCUCCAUGUUUGGUGCUCCUGCUGCAUCUUUGUGAGCUGGGGAGAGUCACAGGAGGUAAAGCACAGGACCAGCAGUAUCUGCAGGAGACUCUUAGGGCUUUGGGUCUACCUUUGGGGAGUGAUGAGAAACCUACACUCCAGAAGAACAGGACUGGUCUACUGAUCACUAAAUUGCUCCAGGAUGUGCACUGUGCAGAGAGGACAGGCAUCACACAGGACAUGUGUGAGAAAUGCCUGACACCAAACGUGGCCCUCUCAGUGCUUGACGAUGACAGGAUUGAACUGACAGAAGAAGAUUACCACAAGAUCUCAACUGUCCUGCUGUAUUACAUAAUUAACUUGAAGGAUCUGUGUGUUUCAAACAUCGGCCCCCCAUCAGCCCUUCCCUCCUCAUCUGUGAACUUACAGUUCUAUCUGCUGCAAUUCACUAGCCUGAAUCCAAAUGAAAACAAUCAGUUCCUGUCAUACAGCGAGACAGAGAGCAUUCUGUGGCUCAUCAACCAGCACUACAAUCCCUCCAACGAGGAGAUGCGUGAUUUCCAAUGUAUUCACUCAGCUCAUCUUCUCGAAGAGAUGGAUGUAGAUGGAAAUCCUGGUGCAAGAGUGGCAGACGUUCCCAAAGUAGCAGCAGCUAUAAUCAGCCACAUCCUACAGGGACACUGCUUUGCACCGAGGAGCCUCCCAUCCCCUGACUUCUUCAUAGAUUACAUAUUUCAGUCGCUAAAUUGCUCUAAUAACCUAAAGAUCAUAGACCUGGAAGAGCUGCUUCAUCAGUUAGGAGAUGGGAAAGCAAUGCACUCUUACAAACAUGAGAAGACGGGCAUUAAACAAAGUUCACAUUUGCUACAAAACUUUAGCCACAACACUGAUGGAGACUGGACACAGGUGUGUUUCCCAGCCAACCAGUUGGUGGAUAUUUUUGCUCUUGACCCUCAUUUACCCAUUUCCAGGGAGCAAUUCCAACAAAUUUGUCCUGCUAUCAUUCAGCAGCUGCUAGGCAAUGCCUGUGGGUCACUACAGCAAAAUUCAAGAGGGUCGGUACCUACUGCUAUUGAGAAAUACGGCUACAGCACAGCUGCCGUCCUGAUCAUCACAGUUGGAUCCAUGUUUGGGAUCUGUCUGCUAUUCUUCAACUCCUGUCAGGAGACCUACACGCUCAUCCUGCAGCUGUUUGUGGGCCUGGCAGUGGGAACCCUCUCAGGUGACGCUCUCCUGCACCUUAUUCCACAAAUUCUUGCCCUACAUGACAGCACUCACAGUCAUGAUGACGUGCUCGCCAAUGAGGAUAAAGACUAUCUGUGGAAGAUCUUGGGCUUGAUUGCUGGGAUUUAUGGAUUUUUUCUCAUUGAAAGAAUAUUUUCCUUUUUAGCCCCUUCUCAUGGUCAUGGUCACUGCAGCGACCUUCCUCUAGACCUGAACUGUAAUGGUCAGUCUCAGAGGAGCAAAUCCAUUUCUACCAUCCAGUUGGGUUCAAUGGAAGAUGUAGAGGGCUCAGAAAUUUAUCCUAAACGUACAAAUACAGAAAGCACUCCUGGACAGAAACAAGGGGUUCCUGUGCUGGCUGUGAUGGUAAUUGUGGGAGACAGUCUUCAUAACUUUGCCGAUGGCCUUGUCAUCGGAGCGGCUUUCUCCUCAUCAGCCGAGACCGGCAUGGCAACCACUGUGGCCAUUCUGUGCCAUGAGAUCCCACACGAGAUUGGUGAGAGGGGACUUUGCGGUGUUGCUCAGCUCUGGGCUCUCAGUGAAGACUGCAGUGGUGAUGAACUUCCUAAGUGCCCUGACAGCUUUCAUGGGCCUUUAUGUCGGACUCUUUGUCUCUUCAGACACAGAUGUGCAGGAGUGGAUCUUCUCUGUCACGGCUGGGAUAUUUCUCUAUUUGUCCCUGGCAGAAAUGCUUCCAGAGAUGAAUCGAGUGAAGACCAACAGACCAUUUGUCAUGUUCCUCCUGCAGAACCUUGGUUUGCUUCUGGGCUGGACUUGUCUUUUGUUGCUUGCGCUCUUUGAACACAAACUCAAACUUUAAUUGCAACUGUCACACAAGAUUCAAUUGCAGCAGAUGCCGACUGUAUAUUUUGAUGUUUUCAUUUAUGCUUUUAAGUUAAUGAUUAACUCACAGAUACAAGCACCACUUCCUGGAGAAAAUUGUUCAAUCACGAUGUAAUAGCCACAGCGCUGGCUUGCGAAAAUAUGCUCUAUUUUCAUGAACAUUGAGACUUGUUCUAUAUUCUUGAUGAUUUAUAUUUUUAACACCUUGAUUUUUACUGUUAUUGAACUACAUACAAUGCCAGUCACUAUUAUUCAAAUAAAGUAAUUUUUAAAAUUC